This is a messenger RNA of Fusarium keratoplasticum, 1872 nucleotides long. RefSeq lists its product as uncharacterized. The record is from RefSeq and is a predicted model, not a curated record. Gene Ontology annotation, cellular component: cytoplasm; protein phosphatase type 2A complex. The transcript is spliced from 8 exons. Gene Ontology annotation, biological process: protein dephosphorylation. Gene Ontology annotation, molecular function: protein phosphatase regulator activity. The coding region runs from base 1 to 1872 and encodes 623 amino acids. NCBI's taxonomy places the organism in Eukaryota, Fungi, Ascomycota, Sordariomycetes, Hypocreales, Nectriaceae.
AUGGCUGACGCGCCCAACUCUGGCGAUGAGCUGUACCCUAUCGCCGUCCUCAUCGACGAGCUAAAGCACGACGAUGUUUUACUCCGUCUCAACGCCAUCCACCGUCUCUCCACCAUUGCUCUCGCUCUCGGCGCUGAACGAACUCGUGAGGAGCUCAUCCCCUUCCUCGAUGAGUCCGUGGAGGAUGAGGACGAGGUCCUCGUCGCCCUGAGUGAAGAGCUCGGCGGUUUUAUCGAGUAUGUCGGUGGUGCUCAGUGGGGUCACGUCCUGCUGUCGCCCCUCGAGAACCUCGCUGCUAUCGAGGAGCCCGUCGUGCGCGACAAGGCCGUCGAGUCCCUGAACAAGAUUUGCUCCGAGCUCUCGCCCCAACAAGUCGAGGAGUACUUCAUCCCCCUCACGAUCCGCCUCGCCAAGGCCGAUUGGUUCACAUCAAAGGUCUCGGGAUGCGGUCUCUUCACAACCCCUUACAAGAAGGUCUCCCCGCCUGUCCAAGAACAGCUGCGCCAACAGUUCGGCAUGCUCGUCCACGAUGAGACCCCCAUGGUUCGUCGCCAGGCUGCCACCAACCUGGCCAAGUUCGUCAAGGAGAUGCCUGCCGCCAUCGUCGUCGACGAAAUGAUACCCCUCUUCCAACAUCUUGCACAAGACGACCAAGAUAGCGUUCGAUUACUGACGGUCGAGGUCCUCAUCUCGAUUGCCGAGGCCGUUCCCAAGGAGCAACAGUCGAGUCACGGCGUCCUCCUGACGUCCCUACGCAACUUGAUAGAGGAUAAGAGCUGGAGGGUGCGAUACAUGAUUGCCGAUCGUUUUGAAAAGAUCGCCAAGGCAGUUGACGAGGAGGUCGUCUCGCGAGAUCUUGUCCCCGCAUUCGUGAAGCUCCUCAAGGACAACGAGGCCGAGGUCCGAACCGCUAUCGCUGGCCAGAUCCCCGGCUUCUGCGCUCUCGUGGAUCGCAACGUUCUCCUCAACGACAUCAUGGGCAGCAUCGAGGACCUCGUCUCGGACACUUCCCAGCACGUCCGUGCUGCCCUCGGUACUCAGAUCAGCGGCUUGGCUCCGAUUCUCGGCAAGCAAGAGACCAUUGACCACCUUCUUCCCAUGUUUCUUCAGAUGCUUAAGGACGAGUUUCCGGAGGUUAGGCUCCACAUCAUCUCCAAGCUUGAGCUUGUCAACCAGGUCAUUGGCAUCGAUCUUCUCUCACAAUCGCUUCUCCCCGCUAUCGUGCAACUGGCCGAGGAUAAGCAAUGGCGAGUGCGACUUGCCAUUAUCGAAUACAUCCCUCUCCUCGCCAGCCAGCUCGGCGUGCAAUUCUUCGACGAGAAGCUCAGCAACUUGUGCAUGGGCUGGCUGGGAGACACGGUCUUCUCGAUCCGCGAGGCUGCUACUCACAACCUUAAGAAGUUGACCGAGGUGUUUGGCGUGGAAUGGGCCAGCGAGGCUAUCAUCCCCAAGGUCAUGGCCAUGGGCAACCACCCCAACUACCUGUACAGAAUGACCACCUGCUUUGCCAUUUCUACCCUGGCGACCGUGGUGAGCAUGGACGUCAUCGCCAAGUCGAUCCUCCCAAUGCUUGACAAGCUCGUUGGAGACGAUAUCCCCAACAUCCGAUUCAACGUGGCCAAGACGUACGCAGUGCUGAUCGACGUGCUCCGACGCCUGCCCGACGAGGGCACCCUGCACGACCUCGAGAAGCAGGGCAGCGAGAUCACACCCUCACCGCGAGGCAUGGAGCUGAUCCAACAAAGAGUUGUGCCCAACCUAGGCAAGCUGCAGAAGGACGACGAUGUGGAUGUGCGGUACUUUGCUACGACAGCGGCAGCUGCUGUCACGGGACCCAUUGCUGGCGGAGAGCCCAUGAAUACAUCGCCAUAG